Molecule: messenger RNA, 201 nt
Organism: Prorocentrum cordatum
Lineage: Eukaryota; Dinophyceae; Prorocentrales; Prorocentraceae
Source: the annotation of a GenBank genome assembly
UUCCUGGACCGUGCCGCGAACGUCUCUGGCCCAGUUGUCCGCUACUCGACCCAGCUCCUCACAGUUGCGAACAUGGCGAUCUCCGAUCUUGCCGCCGAGGCAGAACAUCGCCUCAGACGUGCCAGAUUCCAACGUGCUGCCCGCGUGGCCAUGGACGACCUUCUCGCCACUCGUUCUGGCCUCCACGACUUGUUUGUCUAG